CCGAAAGGUUGUAGGGCAAGAGGGUGUCUCCCCCAAACGGCCCGACCCUCCUUCGGCCUCUACAUGGACUAUAAUAGGAUGAGUUCCUUUUUAGAGUACCCACUUUGUAACCGGGGACCCAGCGCCUACAGCGCCCCAACCUCUUUUCCCCCCUGCUCAGCUCCGGCCGUUGACAGCUACGCAGGGGAGAGCCGCUAUGGUGGAGGGCUGCCCAGCUCAGCGCUCCAACAAAACUCGGGGUAUCCUGUCCAGCAGCCGCCGUCAUCCCUGGGGGUGUCCUUUCCCAGCCCCGCUCCCUCAGGGUACGCCCCAGCCGCCUGCAACCCCAGCUAUGGGCCUUCUCAGUAUUAUUCUGUGGGUCAGUCGGAAGGAGAUGGAAGCUAUUUUCAUCCGUCGAGCUACGGAGCCCAGCUAGGGGGGUUGCCCGACAGCUAUGGAGCGGGUGGAGUCGGCUCAGGGCCAUAUCCUCCGCCGCAGCCCCCUUACGGAACUGAGCAGACCGCAAACUUUGCAUCAGCCUACGACCUCCUCUCUGAGGACAAGGAAUCGCCUUGCUCGUCAGAACCCAACACUCUCACUCCCCGGACCUUCGACUGGAUGAAGGUCAAGAGAAACCCACCUAAGACAGCGAAGGUGUCCGAGCUGGGACUGGGCGCUCCCGGCGGUCUCCGCACAAACUUCACCACGCGCCAGCUGACGGAGCUGGAGAAGGAAUUUCAUUUCAACAAAUACCUGAGCCGUGCCCGGAGGGUGGAGAUCGCCGCCACCCUGGAGCUCAAUGAAACGCAGGUGAAGAUCUGGUUCCAGAACCGGCGUAUGAAGCAGAAGAAACGUGAGCGAGAGGGGGGCAGGGUGCCUGCAGGCCCCCCAGGUUGCCCGAAGGAAGCGGCUGGAGAUGCCUCUGACCAGUCUGCGUGCACCUCCCCAGAAGCCUCGCCCAGUUCCAUCACUUCUUGAAUUGAACUUCCUAAGUAACUGGGCUUCCAACGCUGGACCAGCCCUCUCGUAGACUUUCCCAAACUUCACAGCCUUGGUGACCCUCCUCAAGGCCGAGGCACCAGUUUAGAGCUGCCCAGGAAACUGGGCAGGAGUUGGGAAAUGUAUUUUUUUCUCUCUCAGAUCUAGGGAGGGAUGAUUGAUGGCUGGGGAUCCUACAGGUCUUGGGACCUGGGGAACACUCAACUCAUCAGAGGUCAAAGGAAGGCCUUUUGGCUCUGAUCUAGAGUUAGCCCAUCCUUUCGGGCUUCUCCUUUCCCUUCCAACUCAGUUCAGUGCCUUUGAGCUUAGAGAGUUCUUCCUUCGCAUUCUUAGCCCAACUCUUCUUUCUAGGCCUGGGAUGUCUAGGCUGAGAGUCCUCGGGAUUUUUUUGGUGGAGGAUGCGUUUGAGUGUGAGCCCAAUCUCCACCAACCCUUAAUCUUAAUCCAGUCAACUCACUGCAGACCUUACAAUAGCAGACCUUACAAUAGCACCGACUGCCUUGUGACAU
Mus caroli (Ryukyu mouse) is the source of this 1487-nucleotide messenger RNA. RefSeq names its product homeobox B1 (gene Hoxb1). The record is from RefSeq and is a predicted model, not a curated record. Lineage: Eukaryota; Metazoa; Chordata; Mammalia; Rodentia; Muridae. Gene Ontology annotation, molecular function: DNA-binding transcription factor activity, RNA polymerase II-specific; RNA polymerase II cis-regulatory region sequence-specific DNA binding. Gene Ontology annotation, biological process: regulation of transcription by RNA polymerase II. Gene Ontology annotation, cellular component: nucleus.